Molecule: messenger RNA, 1572 nt
Organism: Bradysia coprophila
Lineage: Eukaryota; Metazoa; Arthropoda; Insecta; Diptera; Sciaridae
Source: RefSeq, a predicted model, not a curated record
CCAGUUUUCUUGAUUAAAUAAAACAUUUUGCUACGAUGAUCACCUCUCACAACAUUUUUGCCAUUCAGAUAUUCUGUUCCUCUUGGAUCGUAGGUCGACUAGGUUCUUUAGAAUGCGCACCUUACUGCUGUAUCUGGUUUGCACUUACCUAUGGAGCAUUGGUUCAGCUGACUUAGAAAGUAGUCAAUUUUUCGAAUGCCCCAAAAUCAGCGACGGUUCUUAUCCAUUUUGCGUUUGCAAGCACGGAUCAGCCUACGACAACGAUACUAACACCUGUCCAGAUCCUGAAUGUCCAGUCAGUGAGAGCAUUGGUACCUAUCCGAACUGUACGUGUCAGCACAAAAACUUCGAUUUCAGCAUCACUUUCAACGAGUGUUUUCGAGUUUGUCCCGACAAUAGCACCGGUUACUGGCCUAAUUGCAAGUGCGAUUCAAAUGGCUAUGGCUUCAACAAAGAAUUAUUCGAAUGUAUCGCUUGUCCCAAAGCGAGUACUGGUCAAUAUCCCGAUUGUAGUUGUGACGAUGAUAGUGCCGCCUAUCAAAUUAUCAACAAUUAUUGUGAAAGAUGUGAAGACGGAAGCUAUGGAAAUUUCCCAAAUUGCACUUGUUCCAAUGAAGGUGCUGCAUACAACAUAAAGUUCCGACGUUGUGUGCUUGAAUCCAAAAAUGGAUCUUUAGAGUGUCCGUUUGGAAGCGAGGGCACAUAUCCGAAUUGCACUUGCCAAGGUGACGGAAUCUACAACGGAUUAGCCAACAUUUGCAAUGAAUGUCCUUAUCACAGUACCGGUGUCUAUCCGAACUGUAUCUGCACAUUUGAUGGAAGUUACAACCGAACAACAAACGUUUGCAUUUCCUGUCCAUUUGAAAGUGAUGGAGUGUAUCCGAACUGUGUUUGCCAAGGUAGCGGGAGUACAUACGAGGUAGAUUCGAAUGAGUGUUACAUUUGUCCAGCUUUCAGCACUGGAACAUAUCCGAAUUGUGAUUGUGAACAGUCGUUUGAGUAUUUUCGGGAAACGAACAGUUGUGAGCGUUGCCCGGAAAAUAGUGCGGGCGUUUAUCCGCAUUGUAAAUGUGACAACGGAUACUACAGCAAAGUUCACAGCAGUUGCAUUGAGUGUCCAACAGACGCUACCGGUUUAUAUCCCGCUUGUAAAUGCAAUGACGAAACUUCAAUAUUCAGUGCGUUCAUCAACCAAUGCUAUCGUGAGUGUCCAGCAAAUAGUUCAGGAAUUCAGCCGGAUUGCGAAUGUGACCGAAAAUACGAAUAUUACUACGAUGCCGUCGAUGUGGAAUGUAAAAGCAACAUUGGGAGGAUGUGUCCAUCCGACAGUAUUGGAACUGGUCCAGACUGCUUAUGUAUGAGAAAAAAUCGGAAUUUCAAUUCAUAUUACUGGGAAUGUGUUGAAGAGGGAAUAAGUUUCGGUGUUGGUUCUACCACUUAUUGUCCAGGUAAUGACAAAUGGCCACAAUGUGAAGCAUCAAUCGAUCACAUAGUAUUACUUAGCUCACUUGGUUAAACAUUUGUGUAAUCGAAUGACGAUAGAUCAAUACAAUAAAGUUUUGCUUCGUUGAA